AUGGACAAGCUACUAUAUGUGCUGUCAAGUGUCGGUCAAAGUUAUCCUCGUAUCUUCUUUACCGGUAUCUUAGGCGGAAUGGGAUUGGAGUUGUUCAAAAUACACUUCCAAGCAGGUGGUAUCAACUAUUACAAGGUGUUCAGACGCAACAAUCUUCAACGUGAGCUCGAAGGCUACGAAGAGGACUUGAUAGAGACUGAGAAGACGUUGAUUAAAUUUGCUAAAUCCAAGGGGAUAGACGUGCCGGAUGAUGAAUAG
Molecule: messenger RNA, 258 nt
Organism: Bursaphelenchus okinawaensis
Lineage: Eukaryota; Metazoa; Nematoda; Chromadorea; Rhabditida; Aphelenchoididae
Source: the annotation of a GenBank genome assembly